Messenger RNA from Tribolium castaneum (red flour beetle), 2215 nucleotides. It is a transcript of the gene PAN3, whose product is annotated as Poly(A) specific ribonuclease subunit PAN3. The transcript has 13 exons. Gene Ontology annotation, biological process: protein phosphorylation; nuclear-transcribed mRNA poly(A) tail shortening; mRNA processing. The record is from RefSeq and is a predicted model, not a curated record. Gene Ontology annotation, molecular function: poly(A) binding; ATP binding; protein kinase activity. The coding region runs from base 163 to 2049 and encodes 628 amino acids. Gene Ontology annotation, cellular component: PAN complex; P-body. NCBI's taxonomy places the organism in Eukaryota, Metazoa, Arthropoda, Insecta, Coleoptera, Tenebrionidae.
AAGGUGCGUUGUGUUAGCACUAUCAUAUUUGUUUUUUAUUUUCCGAUUAUUAUCGUUAUCUUUUGCACGGUCUCGCAGUUUUCAGAAAGGGGGUUUUGUGCGCGUUCAGGUUUCUCGACUAAAAUGUUUCCAUCGCAUGGUUUUUACUAGAAUUGGAAUUUAAUGGAUCAUCAGGUUUAUUACCGGUUCGCACAAACGAAUGGGGUUCCCCAGGAAUCUAAACUAGCAAAUUACAUGAACAUUCAAAAUUCGAGUGGUAGUUUGCACCAGUCGUUCCAAAGCAAGUUGAGUAUCGAACCGAAAAAACCACUAACGAGUCCCCAAUGUGUUGGAGGGACAAGUCUGGUGUCCAGUGCUCCAGCUUCACCCAACAUUUUCAACUCUUUCACCCCAACGCUAGACCCUUCGCCCAUUCGAUGCGUUUCUGACCACCCAGAAAAUUCCAGUCAAUCAGCUUCACCCAAUCGCGUCAGCAGCUGUUCACCCAUGUCAGAUGUAAAUAACAUAGCUGUUGCGGCAUAUCAGGAAAAUGUGGGCGGGACAACGUACUUUUACCCAACCACCUCGGAAACUUGUCACGCCACUGAUGUUGCUGUCAAUAGCAACCUCACCUCGGACUACAAUGUGUACCCAGGCACCCCUAACCACAUCACUUCACUUAAGGCCAAGCAGGGCGCCUCGUUUUUCAUAUCAAAGGACCUCCAGAUGGAGCUGAUGAAUCGCAACGCCUUGACGCUCAUGCAGGCCAAUCAGCAGUACGCAGACCUGCCGCAAGUGGAGAACUACCACGAGUUGUGCCCCCUUGAACGCAUCCCGAGCAAUUCGCUUCAUAAGACCCAUUUGGGGUACCAAGCGUCCAUGUACAAAGCGAUUCAUACUAAAACCGGGACACCGUAUUGCUUGAGACGGCUGCAUGGAUUUCGUCUCCAAAACGCCAAGUGUAUGGUGGUGGUCGACUUGUGGAAAAAUCUGAAUCAUUCCAAUAUUGUACAGUUGCAAGAAGUCUUCACGACUAAGGCCUUUGGAGACAAUUCGUUAAUUUUCGUUUAUGAUUAUUAUCCCGGGUCGGAGACACUCUUAAGUAAGUAUUUUUCGUCCGAUCAGCCCGAUCCCUUCGCCCCCGACACCUCCCCUAGGCCGUACAGCCACCAGAAGAACAGUAUACUGCGGCACCAACAAAACAACAAACUUCCGGAAUUUCUGAUUUGGAACUACAUUAUUCAGCUCACUUCCGCCUUGCGUUUGAUACACUCGUCAGGUCUGGCCUGUAGGAGCCUUGACCCGACAAAAAUAAUUAUCACUUCGAAAAACCGAUUAAGAUUGAGUUGUUUGGGUGUGAUGGAUGUGGUUUUGAACGAAAACAGCGCAUCGGUGAAUCCCCUAGCCUUAGUCCAGCACUACCAACAAGAGGAUUUAACAGCUUUGGGCAAGUUAGUUUUAGCUUUAGCGUGCAAAUCGACGGUGGCUGUGCAAAGGGAGAACAUAUCCACAGCUGUGGACAUCAUCAGUCGUUCGUACACCAGCGAUCUUAGAAAUUUGAUUAUGUAUCUGUUAUCGCCACAACAGCGGAAAAGCAUCACGGACUUGAUGCCAAUGAUCGGUGCGAGGUUUUACACCCAAAUGGACAAUUUGCACAGCUAUAUCGAAGUGCUGGAGUACGAACUGUCGAAAGAGAUCGAAAAUGGGCGGCUUUUCAGACUUAUGGCCAAGUUGGGCACGAUUAACGAGCGACCUGAGUUGAAUAUGGAUGGUGCUUGGGCCGAGACCGGUGACCGAUACAUGCUCAAAUUAUUUAGGGAUUACGUUUUUCACCAAGUGACUGAGGAUGGCCGUCCUUGGGUCGAUAUGGCACAUAUAGUACAAUGUUUAAAUAAAUUGGACGCCGGUGUUCCUGAAAAGAUUUGUUUAAUGUCGCGCGACGAACAAAGCAUGUUGGUGGUGUCGUACGCCGAGUUGAAACAUUGCCUAGAACAAUCAUUUCAUGAAAUUCUAAAUGCUUCGCCCGUCAAAAAAGACCUCAUUGAGUGUGAAACCGAGAAGAAAGUGUGAAACCGUAAAAUGUUUGCAAUAAUUUUGCUUGGUGAAUUCGAAGGUUUUAUUUUUUUAUAUUAUUGUGAACAUUUCAAACAUCAAUCUUUUCCAUCAAGAAUUUUUAAGAAAUAUUUUUUCUAUGUUGUAUUUAUUUAUAAGAGUAAAAUAAAAGGAAAAUUGUGGA